Messenger RNA from Phragmites australis (common reed), 2685 nucleotides. RefSeq lists its product as uncharacterized. Bases 1 to 2685 code for a protein of 894 amino acids. NCBI's taxonomy places the organism in Eukaryota, Viridiplantae, Streptophyta, Magnoliopsida, Poales, Poaceae. The transcript has 7 exons. The record is from RefSeq and is a predicted model, not a curated record. Gene Ontology annotation, molecular function: protein binding.
AUGAGCAGCAGGAACGACGGUGAGCUCUCCGUCGUCGUCGACAGCCAUGACCAUGACCAUGGUACGACCAGAAGCAGGGGCGACGCCGACUCAGAGGAAGAUGAAGGGUGCGGUGACCGGGAGUCUUUCUUCCAGUGCAUGGACAAGGAGGAGCCCUCGGGCGUGGAGCUUGCAGAUGACGCCGGGGAAGAGUUCCCCUCAGACGAGGACGGGGAUGGCGACGCCAUCCGCGUCUCCUUCGCCACUGCGGUCGGUGACCUCCUCCUCGAGGAGCAGGCCGAGCUGGACCUGGACGAGGAGGAGGAAGAGGACAUGUCCAGGUAUGACUACGGCAUGUGGAUGUCGCCAGAGCCCAUGUCCAUCCAGGAGCGCCGCCGCCGGCUGCUCCAAGGGAUGGGGCUCACCAGCGGCAAGGACCUUCUCCGCAGCCGCAACGCGCGGACGAGGCUUCCUCCUGUCAUCCCCCGCGACGUGCCCCGGCGACAGCCGCAGCCUGUGCCGGCGCCCGCCGUCGGGGACGACGCACCGAGCACAGCGAGCCCUGCGCCGACGGUGGCUGUAACACCUCCCGAGAUCGCGAAACAUCAGCCCAACGCCGUCCUGAUGCGGUGCCGGUCUGACAGCCGCCUUGCAGUCCGAGGCGGCGCCGCGAGGAAGCCACCAACGUUCCGCCGCGUGUACUCAUUGCCACACUCGCUGCACGGCUCGCCGGUUCACAAGGCUCUCCGCGCUGCUGCUCGGUGUCCGUUGCCAUCAGCGGCGUCAAAAGACGAAGGAAUCGGCAACGGCAACGACACGGGUGGCGGCUUCACAAUCAAGAACCUGGACAACGGCAAGGAGUUCGUGGUGAGCGGUCAAUUCAACGACCCCCAGAGCGGCGCGCAGCUGAGCAUAGACGAGUUCGAGCGGUUCAUCGGCUACACGCCGCUCGUGAAGCAGCUUUUGCGCCGCAGCCAGAGCCAGCCGGUGCCGGCCGGGGCGGCCAAUGGCGGCGCAAAGACGGGGAAGAAGAAGAAAACACGUUGGCUCAAGAACAUCAAGCUCGUCGCCUCUGUCGCCGGGCUCAGAAACGAGAAGGAGAAGGACGGCAACGGCGGCAGCCGGUCGGCGCGAAUGUCCGCAGUGACCAUGUCCAAGUCGGCGUCAGCUAACGCCACCAUGGAGUCGCCAGCCGCCGGGUCCGAGCGGCUCAAGGUGCACCACUACGGCAAGUCGAGCAAGGAGCUCACGGGCCUGUACAUGCGGCAGGAGGUGCGCGCGCACGAGGGCUCGAUAUGGAGCAUCAAGUUCAGCCCCGACGGCCGGUUCCUCGCCAGUGGUGGCGAGGACCGCGUGGUGCGCGUGUGGCUGGUCGUGGACGCCGAUGCCUCGCCGUCGUCCGUGGUGCAGGAGCUCUCGGCCUCGCUGCCGCCGCCCCCUCCACUCGGCGACCCGGGCUGCGGGUCGGUGGCGCCGGGGCUGGCGGCACAGCUGUCCAAGAAGGUGAGGAGGGGGAAGAGCAGCAAUCACGUGCUCCCGGAUCACGUCGUGGUGCCGGAGUCCGUGUUCGCGCUCGCUAAGCAGCCAGCGUGCGCGUUCGAGGGCCAUCUGGACGACGUGCUCGACCUCUCGUGGUCCAAGUCGCAGCAACUGCUGUCAUCGUCCAUGGACAAGACGGUGCGGCUCUGGGACAUGGACACCCAGACGUGCCUAAAGCUGUUCGCGCACAACGAUUACGUUACCUGCGUACAGUUCAACCCGGUGGAUGAUGGCUACUUCAUCAGCGGCUCGCUGGACAGCAAGGUCCGCAUCUGGAACGUGCUGGAUCGGCAGGUCGUCGACUGGAGCGACCUCAGCGACAUGGUUACCGCGGCGUGCUACACCCCGGACGGCCAGGCUGCGAUCAUUGGGUCACACAAGGGGAGCUGCCGAUUCUACAAGACAACGGGUUGCAAGCUCAACCAGGAGGCGCAGAUCGACAUGAGCAUAUCGAAGAAGCGCAAGUCGCAGGCGAAAAAGAUCACUGGAUUCCAGUUUGCGCCGGGGAACCCGUCGGAAAUCUUGGUCACGUCGGCGGACUCGCAGAUCCGGGUGUUCAACGGUAUCACCGUCCUCCAGAAGUUCAAAGGGUUCAAGAACACCAGCAGCCAGAUCUCCGCGUCCUACACCGCCGACGGCCGCUACGUCGUGUGCGCCAGCGAGGACUCCCACGUCUACGUCUGGCAGCGCGGCGGCGCGCCUGGUGGCCCUGGCGGCGGAGGCGCGGGGGGUGGCAUCGGCGUCAGGGCCAAGACAUGGCUCACCAGCCGGUCCUACGAGUACUUCUUCUGCAGGGACGUGUCCGCGGCAGUGCCGUGGCCCGGGUCGCCGUCCAGCGUCCGCGGCGGCGACGCGUCCUCCCGGAGAGGCAAGAGCGACGGCGCCAGCACCACGAUGCCCAAAGAGCAAGGCUCGUCGCGAUCCGCCGCCGACGCGGGCAGCGGCAUACCGCGCCGUCCCAAGUCUGGGCCGAUGACGUAUCCCGGCGGGCAGCUGCCAGCGGACCUGUCGCGCCGGGAGCCGUCGGCGCGGUGGCACGGCGGCGCGGAGGGCGGGAACGCGUGGGGGAUGGUUGUGGUGACGGCGAGCCGAGGCGGGGAGAUCAGGGUGUACCAGAACUUCGGGCUGCCUCUCGGGAUCAGAGGCCAGAGGAAUCUCUUCCACUAA